Molecule: messenger RNA, 984 nt
Organism: Acanthosepion pharaonis
Lineage: Eukaryota; Metazoa; Mollusca; Cephalopoda; Sepiida; Sepiidae
Source: the annotation of a GenBank genome assembly
AUGGUGAGCUUAAUAAAAUAUGUUUGCGGAUUACGUUCUUCUAUCCCGUCUCUUUGUUUCGUCCUGCUUUUUUUUUCUCUUUCCUUUUCUUAUCUCCCCACCCCACUCUCUUCCCCCCUCCCUUUCCACCCUCCUUCCAUCCGCUAUACUGACUUCUUCAUCGUGAACAGGCAGUCAUAUACCAAUUGUGUACCGGGCUCGUGCCUCUCGUUGCAACGGUUUCCGACUGGAGAAGGCCAUGAGAGCCAGCCAAUCCGCCAUCCUACUCCCCCCACCCCCAGCGUUCAGAUUUCAUCCUCUGGAAGUUUUCUCCUCAAUUCUCUCUCUCACUUAGGUUUUUUUCAUACACUUCCUCCCACUCUCUCUCUCUCUCUCUCUCUCCCUUCUCUAAUUCUCUGUCUACUUUUCUGUCUCUUUUUCUAUGAGUUUUCUCUCUACUUCUUUCUCUUACUUUUUUCAUAUAUCUUCACACUCUGUAGCUCUCUCUUUCUAUCUGAUUAUCUGUCCUCUCCCUCUCUACUUCAUUCUACUUUCCUCUCCUUUGCUUGGCUCUCUGUCCAAUCUCUCUUAUUCUAUCUCCUCCCACCCUCUCUCUCUCUCUCUCUUCCUUAUUCUUUGUUCAUUUCUCUCUCUUUCUCAUUCAUUCUCGUUCUCUCACUCUCUUUGACUCUCUGUCUACGUUUCUCUCUCACUUUAUCUGCUCAAUAUUCAGGCUUUAUCUCCACUACCCCGUCCGUCUCUCUCUCUCUCUCUCUCUCUCUCUCUCUCUCUCUCUCUCUCUCUUCUUCUAUCUUCUUUCUCGCUCUCAUUUUUUUGAUCUCUCUCUUUUUUCCUAUGUUUUCUCUCUCUUUCUCAGGUUCAUUUUCUGUGUUUUUGUGUUUCUUCUUCUUCGUCUUCUUCUUUCUUUCUAUCUAUCUAUCUAUCUAUUUAUCUAUCAAUCUCUCCCUCUUCAAUAAUGCCCAUCCACUCUUCACGCUUAUCUGA